AUGAGAAUACCCAUUGUCAGCAGGCAAAAUCUCCACUCGUGUCAGCUUGGUGCAUAUGAGGUGUCAUGGUUGCCGGCUGCCUUCUUUGCAGCGCGCGCUGCUGCAGUGGAAUGCAGAUGGAGGCCUUUCGGCGCUCCGCAGCCUUGGGGUGGUGAUAGCUUCACUCCGCUUCCAAGGCCGGCUCUCUUUUGCUCGAAUUCGUCUGAUCAUCUCAGUGCACACCGGCAAGCACGUUCCGUCAUCUUCAUCGGAUUGCAUUCUCUUCUCAUACCUGAAGGACACGGUGGUGCCCCAUUUCUGCGCGUGACAUUUGCCAACGUGGCCAAGAGGCCACCCCUUUUGGUUGAGCUUCGCCGUGCCACUGCCACGGGUAUCUCGAAUCUCGAGCCACUUCGCGCUUCUUCCGCUCCGACCUUCUCACUGCACGCUCACGAAGAGCUCUACCACUCGCUACCAAUUUGA
Molecule: messenger RNA, 462 nt
Organism: Podospora pseudocomata
Lineage: Eukaryota; Fungi; Ascomycota; Sordariomycetes; Sordariales; Podosporaceae
Exons: 3
Coding region: 1-462 (153 amino acids)
Source: RefSeq, a predicted model, not a curated record